This is a messenger RNA of Syngnathoides biaculeatus (alligator pipefish), 1565 nucleotides long. It is a transcript of the gene tmem38b, whose product is annotated as transmembrane protein 38B. The coding region runs from base 343 to 1230 and encodes 295 amino acids. NCBI's taxonomy places the organism in Eukaryota, Metazoa, Chordata, Actinopteri, Syngnathiformes, Syngnathidae. The transcript has 6 exons. Gene Ontology annotation, molecular function: potassium channel activity; identical protein binding. The record is from RefSeq and is a predicted model, not a curated record. Gene Ontology annotation, cellular component: membrane. Gene Ontology annotation, biological process: potassium ion transmembrane transport.
GCUGCUCCAGCCGCAUCGCUACCAUGGCGGAAGACGGAGCAAGAAUUCCGUCUAUGUGACGAUGACAGCGCCGUUAAACAUCCGCAGCCAGGGGAUGGCCGCCACGGGUUCGAGCUGACCUGUUGCCCGGUGACCAAAGGCGGCCUCCGUACUUCAAUUUUGUAGCUGGCCUGAGACUAACUUUGCCUUAUUUUUGUAUUCACGCCAUGCCGGAAGUACAUCUCUGUUCAAGCUAAGGCGCUCACUUGGAUGCUUCGAGUUGGAACGGUGCCUUGAAAAAAAAAACAAAAAACCAAACAAACAAAGAACAAGAAAACAUAAGUUAUUGAACUUUAUUGGCGAAUGAUGGAUUCUCUGGACGAGCUAUCCCACGGACUGGCCAACUUAUCCAUGUUUCCCUACUUUGACAUGGCUCACUACGUCGUGUCUGUCAUGGCUCUGAGGGAACAGCCAGGAGCUCUGGAAGUUUCCCGCGUGAGCCCGUUGGCCUGCUGGUUCAGCUCCAUGCUGUACUGCUUCGGCGGCGCCGUGCUGUCCGGCAUCAUGCUGGCCGAACCGCCCGUGGCGCCGCUGUCCAACGGCAGCGGUGUGCUGCUUGCCUCGAUCCUCUGGUACCUGGUGUUCUACUGCCCCCUGGACCUGGUGUACGGCUGGGCGGCCCUCCCCCCUCUGCGCUUGGUUCUGUCGGGAAUGAAGGAAGUGACACGCACGUGGAAGGUGCUGGGUGGGGUCACGCAGGCGCGCGGCAAAUACAAGGACGGCUUGCUGGUCAUGAUCGCCAUCGGCUGGGCCAGAGGAGCUGGAGGAGGUCUGAUUAGUAACUUUGAGCAGCUUGUCCGUGGCGUGUGGAAACCGGAAACCAACGAGCUCCUCAAAAUGUCCUACCCCACCAAGGUGACGCUGAUCGGGGCGGUGGUGUUCGCUCUGCAGCAGACUCACUACCUGCCGGUCCACACGCACCACCUGAUGCUCAUCUACACCACCUUCACUGUAGUCAACAAGACGAGGAUGAUGCUGACGGGCUCCGCGACGUCGCCUUUCGCACCCAUCGAGUCGGUGCUCCACAAGACACUCUUCGCCGGCUUCUCCCCGUACGCCGCCAUCACCGCCGGGCCAACAAAUAACGGCGCCACGAGCGCGCCGACCAAAGUGCCGCCCGAGGCUCCCGCCAACGGGUCGUCGAGCGGGUCCCCCCAAGCCAAAAACACGGCAGCGAAGAAGAGCGAGUGACGAAGCCUUCUCCGUUGAGCCGUCAGAAACGUUCGUGAACUUGGUUGCCUUGGUGGAAUGUAUUUCUUAAGCUAACUCCAAUCAAGCCUCCACCUUGUUUUGGCGCUCUCAGACCAUCCCUGAGGUACUGUGACGUUAUCAGCCCGUUGCACACUUGCAGCAAAAUCUGUCUUAAUUUCAAAGUGAUGUAUUUAUUAUUGUACAUUGAGAAAUUAUGUAUUAUUCUCUGGGUUUUGGGAUCAAUGCUGAGCACCUGAAUGGCUUUUUUUGUUUUCUCCCGCUUCCUGCAAAUGCUAUUUUUCCUACACUGCAAAUGGGUAUGAUUGUAUUUUCUA